Molecule: messenger RNA, 7749 nt
Organism: Cataglyphis hispanica
Lineage: Eukaryota; Metazoa; Arthropoda; Insecta; Hymenoptera; Formicidae
Gene: gukh
Product: mucin-4
Source: RefSeq, a predicted model, not a curated record
UCGUCGCGGCGCGCGGUCCCUUUCACCGGCGUCCCAUCGGUCGUUUUCGUCGCGUUUUUAUUUACCUAAAUUCCCGAAAAUUCCAUCCGAAGAUAAUCGGCGCGAAAUGAUCUCGCGAUGAUGCCGUACACCCAUCAUCAUCUUCUCCGGGAUCCGAGGGUCGACUCGCGCGCGAAUCCUGAUCGCUUAGAUUAAUCGCGAGAGUGUGCGGAGUGAAAGUGCUGAGAAGGUAAAGAGAAAAAAAAAAAGAAAGAAAUAGAAGAGGGAAACGAAGCGAUCGACGCGAUAGAGAAGAAUACACGGAGGUUGAAAAGUGACGGGGAUAUAAACCGACGACGGUGUGCAUGGAGUCGCGUCGUGGUCGCCGCGUUGGAAUCGCGACGGGGGUUCCACCGGUCUCGCGAAACGGCGUGCGGCGACGAUGAUGCGGUGCCCCGGUGAUGAGGGGGACCCGAGGCCAGAGUGUGUUAUGCGCGAGUGUGUAGAUUCACCGGGAGUACGCAGCAUGUCAUCGUCGUCGUCGUCGUCGUCGUCGUUCUCGUCAUCGUGAUGCCGUUUGUGAUGCGAAAAGUGGAGCCGCGGCACCUGUGCCGCGGCCACGUGCCGGGGGGCUCGCAGCCGGGUUGGCCGGUGGGCGCCGAGCUCGAGAUGGUGGCGAACGGUGCCCUGACCAGCUCCCUCAAGCAGCUGGCAUCCCUGCUGACCGUCGCGGAGGACAUCUUCGCGGGUCUCACCGCCGAGCUGGGCCAGGUCGCCGAGAGGAGCGGACACCUACGUCGCAAGAUCGAUAAGAUCGAGGAGCGACUCGGCACCGUGGAUCCCAAGAAAAUACCAGUCCCGGAAUCGGAUAUCUGCACUUUCGCGGCGAGGACGGAACAUUUUCACGUCACGAAUAAACCAUCGACGGGACUGUUCGCGGCGGACACGAGGCCGAGGGCCCUGAGGGAAUUAUAUGAGCUCGCUGCCAUAGUCGCCGUACGAAGUUUGGAUUCCUUGAGGAGGGAUGGCAGCUCGAUGGAUAUGUUCCUCUGCACACCCGUCCUUGGAAAGAGACGGCGGGAUCACAGCCUCGACAUCGAGUCCAGAGUCCCGGCUGCUAUCGAAGAUCUGCGAAGAUGGACAUCCACCGAGGCUCUCGGCGACAUCACCGUACCGCCGGACUGUUCGUCCAGGAUUCUGGGCGACACGACCAGCGACGAUGCCGUCGAUCACAAACUACCCAGCCCCGAGGAACAGGUUCAGGCUAUCGCGCUCAAAUUCCCGGCGGAAAUCGUAGCGGUGGAUGUGAGCGGACGCGGUUUCGCAAGAAUGUCGAUGAGGAGGAAGUCCUUACUGUCAGGUCCAGAGACACAGGAAACGGCGGUGAAAAGGAGAUCGCGGCCACGCAGACCAAGAGGAAAGAGACGAAACACGAUCGCUGGUACCGAUCAGAAAGAGAUUCGACAAGCUAUUGGAGGGGAACCGAUUGGCGACGAGCCCGAGGAGACGGUGCCAAGCGCCACGACGAGAGCUCAUCGCUCAGCGAGCACGGACAUCCUGGGCGCCACGAAGAAGGAUUCGCCCACGGAGAAGAAGUCGCACUUUAAUACGCUGAAGGCUUGGGGCAUGUCCAGAUUGAAACUGAUCAGUCCGAAGUCGAGUCAGCAAGAAACUACGACGACGAUCGGCUCGGCGGAGAGAUGCGAGCAAGCUCAAGGUCAGACGAGAUCGCCGGAGGAGAUCAACAUCUACGAGACGGUUACCACGAGACGCAGGAGGGAUAAAUCGCACGAGAGGAAGCCCAGCUCGUCCAGCUCGAGCGGCAAGAGCACGGCGAGUAUACCUGUGUCGGUGCCGAGCACGGACAACAAACAGCCAAGCGUGAAAUUACGCGAGAGCGCCGCUCAGAGAAGAGAACGGCGGAAGGGCAGCAACCGCGACGACGCCCCGCACUCGAGCUCCGGGAACUGGAGCGCCUCGUCCGAGAGCGGAAGGGCCAGCAUAGGUAGCGAGACCACCACCACUACGCAUCAGCCCAGAUCCACGACGACAGCUUCGAUUGGCACGUCCUCCACUUCCUUAAGUCACAUGAGACGACUCAAGGGAAGAGACACUUCGGCCUCGUCCUCGGUAACUUCCGAAGGUACCUUAACUCCGGAUAUCAUACAGGAUAUCACGGUGAUUCCCUUCUCCGACGAUGGUGAAACGUCGUCGGUGUACUCCUGCGACACGGAGGGAUAUUAUACUUCGUUCCACAUGGAUUCAGGUCUGAAAACGCUCAGGGAGGAGGAAGCGGUGCCGCAGAGUCCUUUAAUCAAGUCUAGUGACAUCGGUUCGGAUCCUACCUCGCCAAUUGUUGAGAACGAGUACGAACUAUUUGGCAGAGGAUCAACUUCUACAACGACUAGCUCAGCCGGAACGGUUUGCACCGCGCUUCUGGCACCACCACCUCCUGAACGCAAAUCCAGCCUCACGGUUGUUGCUAUGGUUCAUGGUCAAAAUCAAAACGGUGGCGAAUCACCCGAUAGCGGUCACAAUACAUCCUCCUCUCCGGUCGAAUCCGCCUCGAGUCCUGCAUGCACCGGUCGAUCAUGCUCUGAAUUCGAGUACUCGGAGUCCAGCGAUCUGGAGGGCUGCGAGCGAAUCGAGAGGAUCCGCUCGAAGACGGCGAUCACGACCAGUCGAAUUCCCUCGAUGUGCGUAAUCACACCACCAGUGUCCGACGACGAGCAUGCGAAAGAGACAGACCAGUGCGAGAAGAAGACGAACGAGUCGACAAGAAGAAUUGGUCUUCAAAGCGGUGGAUCGGUGCUGAUGUCCGCUACUGUCGGCACUUCCAAGAUGGAGGUGAUCAACGGCCAGGAUAAGAAUCUGUACGCCACCGUGCAGGUGUUGCCAGCAAUCACCAAUAACGACAGACCGAUCGCGACGACGAGCCAGUCGUCGUCGUCGUCGUCGACGAUGAAGAUCAGCCCGCUGAGCGGCGUCCUUGGCAAGCUUCGCGGCGUACUUCCGGGCAAGAAGCACGCCACGAAGAACGGCACCGUACAGGAGCUGUCAAACGCAGACUCUGGCGACUAUGUGACCAUAGCCGACGUGAGGAACAACAAUGACAAGCAUCCCGCGGGCCUGCCCUCGUCCUCGUCAUCGUUAUCAUCAUCGUCGUCAUCAGGCAUGACCGUCCGACCUACCGUUACCUAUGCCAAUUCCGACAUCUUUAAAAGAGACGCUGAGUAUGUGAGUCUAAGCGAAUUGCCGAAGAAACCGGACUCGUCAUUGGAGAGGAAAAGACAGGGCGCCCGAGUUACUUUGGAUUCCGAAGGCAAAGUCGUCUACUCAUCCGAUAGUUUAAAAAGGAGGAAAGGAGCACACACGACGUUCAAUCCAGGCCCUUUUGUGAGGGAGGGAGUAUCACCUAGCCCAUCGCCGUUGCUUCAUCGCGCGACGCCGAACGUCCGCGCUGUCACGAAGACCGGCGACGUCGUGGACGGCUCGAGCGUCCGGACAUCCACGCCGCCGACGUCGCCCCAACUGGGCAAGCUGAUCAUUCGAGCAGCGCGGAGUCCGGAUCGCGCGGCCAGUCCGGAUUACGUGCGCACACCGGCGACCGUGGUCGGCCCCACAAACCCGACCAGUCCCCACAGACAGUUCCGCGGGGCUUACGUCAACGUGCAAGGUGACGAAGACAACACUUUAUUGGCAAUACCUUCGGAAUCGGUAUCGCCGCAAGCGAUUGUUCAACCGCCUCCCUACAUCGCCCCGCCGAAACCCGAGGAUCGGCAAAAGUCGCAAAACAGGUAUCAAGAUAACCUGAAGGAUUCGCAGCCGCCGAAUCUGCGAGCGUAUCCCGAAAAUGAGAAGCAACCGAUCGUGGAUCAGAAACAAUCCUAUAAGCAGGAGAUACUCGAUCCCCGUCAAAAUGUCCAGCUGUACGACAAUCGCAAGAACUUCGAUCAGCAGCGGAUGUCGAAGUACGAGUACCAACAAGUCCGCAACUAUGAGACGGUGCACAUGCACAACGCGAGAAACCAACAGCUCAAAGACAUCGAUCAACAGCAGUUUUACACCCUGCCGACGAGGAGACCUCAGCGAGAAAUCGAGCCACCUCGCAGCGUCACCCCGGACAUCACCAGGGGUCAUGGACGCGGUUCCCUCAGCAGCAUGCAUAUGCUGGCGAAACAGGCCCAACAAAGGGUCACGAGUGCGGAGAAUGAGCAGAGUCGACGCGGCACCCACGUGGACGUGGGAAGUAGGAACUUGGAGCAAGCGGAGACGAGAGGCAGAUUCGUGCAGAGUCAAUCGCAGUCGAUUGUGGAUGUCAGAAAUAGGUUCGCAACGCCUCUAAAUUUAGCUGCACUUGGCUAUCGAUUCUUCGCAUCUUCGCCCGCUAACGAUCCUCUUACGAAGUCUCCUAAUGCGGAUGUUCUACGGAAUAAUCCAAUUUCUCCGAUCGGCCACGGUUGUUACAAUAACGGCUUCAAAUCGUCCACUCCCACCGACCAUCACGGGCGAUCGGCGCCAACUGUGGCGGAACGUCUAGCUUUAACCGCCACCGCCGGCAAUAAUUGUUCAUCGCCGAUACCGAUGAGUGGUUCCUCUGGUAGGAGCACUCCCGUCCAGACUUCUUCCGGCAGGACGACGCCGACGAAUCUGAUCCUGUCGCCUACCAAGAGCACCAUGUCCAAUGAGGAGUUAUUCGCCGCAAUCCACAAGUCGAAAAAACGACUCAACAUCAGGCUCGAAAAUGAUAACGAUAAUCUGUCGCUUUGCGGAUCGAUGAACUCCCUGGUGAAGACACCGGCUGGUACCAGGCACAGCUGGAGUCCGGAAUCUCAUCAGAAAACUCCCGAGAUACCAACUACCAUGCAAUCACCUACGUCACGGAUGGACUUCAAACGUUUGCUUCUUCAGCAAAGCGUAAAGACGAGUCCUAUGCGAUUGUCGGCGGCGGAGCAAUUGAAACUGUCGCGUCAACAAUGUCAACAACAACAGCAACAAUCGUCACCGAACACUCACCAGAGUCCUCUGGCCAAAGUUCUGAGUCCACGCUCGGCCUGGAGGUUUCAAACACCGAGAACCGACGUUCUCUCGUCCACUAUAAUCGAGGACACCGCGGCGGAGAAAGCUAUGAAACCAUCGCCGGAGAACACGUCUCCCAUCUCAAGACUGAAUCUUAGAAGACAAUUAGAUCUCUGCACUGACCUAGCGAGUCAUCUGCGUGUCGUCGAUCAGGAAAGCAAAGUCGUGAAUGUCAACGGUAGGCUAGCGGCGAGCCAAAUGUCUAACGCGAACGAACUCGAUCUUGAUCCGACAAUCAAAUUACUGAAUCAAAAUAACAAAACUCAAGAGCUAAUCACAAAUGCGCCUGACGAUCUUGCACGAACCGCAAACAUUACAAUAACCGGUCAGGAUAUUUCAUCCUUGACUUCCCGAAACAACGUCAGUACAGCGAUGCGGAAUUCGAAGAGUUUGCUCGAGCCCAAAAAUCAGGAUCCCGUGAGCGCUCUCGAGUCGCGGAGGAUCAGCAAUCAAUUGGCGAGAGCACAGUUCCUAGCUAGCACACCUACUAACACCAAUCCCUCGCAGAAUUUUUAUUUCAGCAAGAGAUUCAGAGCGCGAUCGGAAUCUCCGCAACACGCUGUGACGCAAAACGUCGCAACACGUAGCCCGAGUGCUCCUACUCUCGAAACCGCUUUAUGAUCCGAAAAUACAUCGAUAAUUAGGAUAACGACAUUAAGCGAGAAUAAGAAUAUAGCUCUUCAUUAUUGUGACACAUAAAUUAUAUAUAUUGACUCUUUUUUUAAUAAGUCAAAUUUUAGUAAAUUGAAUUGCUGAAUUGUAUAUAAAAUAUACACAGAAGAUAUUGUUAAUUAAAAUUAAAAUCAAUUUUAUUAUUUUAUUAUAAUAUAAUAAUUAUUUUAUCCAUUAAUGAAGAGUUAAUAUUGAGGACAAUUAUUUCAAACAUUUAAGAACUGUUUAAGAAAGAUAAAAAUGAGCGGUUUAAAUCAAAUUUUCCUAAUUACAACAACUUGCUAAAAGACAAUAAUUUAUAAACAUAUAUGGUAAUAAAGCGGGAAUUAGUAUUACCAAGUAUUGCAAGAAACCUCUUGCAAAAGUAGAACAUUUAAAGCGCAAAAUUAUCAUAAUUCACACUCUGCCAAUAGAAUAUAAAAUAAAAUAUAGAAAUAUUUUGUACAAUGUGUAAUAUCACAUUGCAUAAUGCAAACAAUUUCAUUCUAUACAUAAAUUUAAAUACGUAAUUCAAUCAAAUCAUAAGCAAUAAUCUUGACGCUAAUAAUCUCAAUCGCGUGCCUAUUUGAUAUAAUCGUUUUAUAAAAAAAUAUAUAUUUGCACUGUAUAUAUAUAUAUAUAUAAAAUGAUACUCUAAAUAUAUUCUCGAAUUGAGACGAUGCCGUAGAAGUUAAUACAUCUGUAUAUUAUAUGAUGUAUUCGAUAUUUUCUCAUUCAUAAAUAAGCUUCCUUCGAUUUUUUAAUGAAGGAAACAGUUUGAUCUUUGCACGAUCUCAACAUUCACGAUCAAAGACUUUUAAACAGUUUAGAGAAUUAAGUGAAUAUAUAAUCUCAUUUCGAUAUAUAUUCUUAAAUACAAGAAGCAAAUAUAUUAUACUCUAUGCACAAGGUCUCGCGGAAUUUUAUCUGCGAUACGAAAAGAAACAAAUUCUUUUUUUGUAAUUCUAUAUAUAAUAAGAAUAUAUAAACUUAUCGUUACCUUUAUUCUGUCAAAUUAAAAUAUUAUACAGUAUUUUAACUAUGUUUGGGUUAAUUAAUAUUAUUAUAUUAAUAUAUAUAUACAUAUAUUUAAUUUUAAUAAUUAUAUUAAUAUAUAAUAUUAAUUUAUUUAUACGCGGAAGUUAAAAGAAACAUGUUGAUGUGGCCAGGAGCCGUGGAAAUUUAACUCAGUUAACUAUAAGUCAUUUAUUAUAGAAAUAUGAGUUAAAUACAGAAUGAUUAUAUGUAUUAAAAAUAUCGAGAUUACUCGAAAUAAUCGCUGCCAAUAUAUUUUUAAACUAUUAGAUAGGUAAAAAAAUCAAACCAUCCUGUCCCAAUCAAGAAAGAAUAAUUCUUUUAAUAAUUCUUAAAAAAUAAUUCUUUUAAUAAUUCUACUCUAUACUAUUUUUCUCUUUUACUAAAAACAAAUUAAUAAAUAUCGAAAAUAAGCGAUUUAUAUUAAUUUAUCCUAAUAAAAUUCACGAUUGUGGAUCAGGCAAUCUUUCGAUUAAGUAAAUUUUGUCAAUGAUACUAAAUUAUCAUAUUAAAGUAUUAAUUUAUUUAUCGACUUCGAUGACGAUAGCCUAAAUCUCGCCCCUUAUUCGGCGAAAUUUGUACAUAACGAACAGUGUAAUCGCAACCGGUUUUAAGUCUCGAUCGCUUUUACUAGUCUAGUCGGGGUAGAAUUAGAUCAUAUAUAUCGCGUUUUUUGGGAAAAAAAGUGCCGUUAAUCGCGCGAGACGAAUAUGUAUUACAAUGGAUCGAGAUAAUUAAUGCGUGAUGAAUAUAUAUAUAUAUAUAUAUAUAUAUAUAUAUAUAUAUAUAUAUAUAUAUAUAUACGCGAAAAAGAUUAAUGACGUAACAACCAGUUGCCUUAAUUAAAUUAUUUCAAGUUACGUCGAACAAGCGUAUCGAUGUAUUUAUCGAUUAUUUGCGAUCGCGCAAAACUCAGAAAUAACUUUGCAAAUGUAACUUGUUAGGUCUUAAGCUGGAAAAGUGUUUUGUACUUUGCUCAGAAUAAACAAAAAUAUUUCGUGAAUA